CAUAAUUUCUGAAUACGUUUUUAAAUUCAGUGUAGCUAGUUUAAAAUAACAUGUAAUAAGCGUUAGUAUUCCUGGCUGUAAAUGGCUUACCUUAAUCUUUCUAUUUUGGUCAAGUGAAAGGGAGAUGAGGUCUGAGGAAAUACUCUUCAGCAAAAGACAGGAAAGCUACCAAGAUUACUUACCUGUCAGUUGAAUUGCAGGUAGUAUUUUUAUGUGCACAGCAGUUUGCUGAUUUUCGGAAUCAGAACAGUAGUGGUUCUGCAGAAAGAAGGGGUUGUGCUAAAACAGUGGCCAGGCUAUUGAUCCUUUCUGAGAAAAAGAAUCUGUAUUGAGAACCUUUUUAAAACGCUGGGGUUGUUGGAGUGGUUGAAUUUUUCCUGGCUUUGAGUGAGAAAUUCAGAAGACUGAAGCCCAGGCUCACUGUCUACCUUUCACGGAGGCCCAGCCGUGAGAGGACAGAAGAAGGCACGUGGCGAAUCAUGACAGCAGACAAAGAAAAAGACAAAGACAAAGAGAAGGACAGGGAUAGAGACCGGGAUAAGGAGCGAGACAAGAGAGACAAGGUGAGGGAGAGUGAGAACUCGCGUCCUCGACGGAGCUGUACGUUGGAAGGAGGUGCCAAGAAUUAUGCGGAAAGUGACCAUAGUGAAGAUGAGGACAAUGACAACAACAGUGCCACCACAGAGGAGUCCACAAAGAAAAGCAAAAAGAAACCACCUAAGAAGAAGUCCCGAUACGAGAGAACAGACAACGGUGAAAUAACGUCCUUUAUCACAGAGGAUGAUGUUGUAUACAGGCCUGGAGAUUGCGUAUAUAUUGAAAGUCGCCGGCCGAAUACCCCGUAUUUCAUCUGCAGCAUUCAAGACUUCAAACUGAGUAAACGGGACCACCUCCUUAUGAAUGUCAAAUGGUACUAUCGCCAGUCUGAAGUCCCAGAUUCAGUCUAUCAGCAUUUGGUUCAGGACAGACACAAUGAGAAUGACUCUGGACGAGAGCUUGUUAUUACAGACCCAGUUAUCAAGAAUCGAGAGCUCUUCAUUUCAGAUUACGUUGACACUUACCACGCUGCUGCCCUCAGAGGGAAGUGUAAUAUCUCCCAUUUCUCUGACAUAUUUGCUGCUAGAGAGUUUAAAGCCCGAGUGGAUUCAUUUUUCUACAUACUGGGCUAUAAUCCAGAGACAAGGAGGCUAAACAGUACCCAAGGUGAAAUCAGAGUGGGACCCAGCCAUCAGGCAAAGCUUCCUGAUCUGCAGCCGUUUCCUUCCCCAGACGGUGACACAGUGACACAGCAUGAAGAACUUGUCUGGAUGCCAGGAGUCAAUGACUGUGACUUACUUAUGUACCUUAGGGCAGCAAGGAGCAUGGCAGCUUUUGCAGGCAUGUGUGAUGGAGGAUCCACAGAAGAUGGUUGUGUUGCAGCCUCCCGUGACGACACUACACUUAACGCACUCAAUACACUACAUGAAAGUAACUAUGAUGCUGGAAAAGCCCUGCAGCGCUUGGUGAAGAAACCUGUGCCAAAACUGAUUGAGAAGUGUUGGACUGAAGAUGAAGUGAAACGUUUUAUUAAGGGGUUGAGGCAGUACGGCAAGAACUUCUUCAGGAUCCGAAAGGAGUUGCUUCCGAAUAAGGAGACUGGAGAACUAAUCACCUUCUAUUACUAUUGGAAGAAAACCCCUGAAGCAGCAAGUUCUCGAGCCCACCGUAGGCAUCGAAGACAGGCUGUGUUUCGGAGAAUUAAAACUCGAACUGCUUCCACUCCAGUCAACACUCCCUCCAGGCCCCCCUCCAGUGAAUUCUUGGACUUGAGCUCGGCCAGUGAAGAUGACUUUGACAGCGAGGACAGUGAACAGGAACUGAAGGGCUACGCCUGUCGUCACUGCUUCACAACCACCUCCAAGGACUGGCACCACGGUGGUCGAGAAAACAUUUUAUUGUGCACCGAUUGUCGCAUCCACUUCAAAAAAUACGGAGAGCUGCCACCCAUUGAGAAGCCUGUGGACCCUCCACCCUUUAUGUUUAAGCCUGUCAAAGAGGAAGAUGAUGGACUCAGUGGAAAGCAUAGCAUGAGGACAAGGCGGAGUCGAGGCUCGAUGUCUACACUACGUAGUGGUCGUAAAAAGCAGCCAGCCAGCCCUGAUGGUAGAGCCUCACCGAUUAAUGAAGACAUCCGUUCCAGUGGCCGCAACUCCCCCAGUGCUGCCAGCACCUCCAGUAACGACAGCAAAGCAGAUUCAGUGAAGAAGUCUACCAAGAAGAUAAAAGAAGAGGUAUCUUCUCCUCUCAAGAACUCCAAGAGGCAGCGGGAAAAGGCAGCUUCUGACACAGAGGAACCUGACAGGUCCAAUGCCAAAAAAUCCAAAACUCAAGAGAUCAGCAGGCCAAACUCUCCCUCGGAGGGUGAGGGCGAAGGGGAGAGCUCCGACAGCCGCAGUGUCAAUGACGAGGGGAGCAGCGAUCCCAAGGACAUCGACCAGGAUAACCGGAGCACGUCACCCAGCAUCCCCAGCCCUCAAGACAAUGAGAGCGACUCGGAUUCAUCAGCUCAGCAGCAAGUGCUGCAGGCACAGCCCCAAGUGCUGCAGGCACAGAGCGGAUCUGGCCAGGCUCCCCCUCCUACGCCACCCAUCUCAGCCCAGCUACCAGCAUCGCUGCCAGCAGCCUCGAGCGCUGCUCCGGCUGCACCGCAGGUCUCGCCGUCAGCAUCCCAGCCCUCGAGCCAGCCCCAGCCCCCNNCGCCGCCGCCGCCUCAUUCCCACAUCCAGCAGGCCCCCGCUUUGCACCCGCAGAGGCUCCCAUCGCCUCACCCACCGCUGCAGCCUCUGAGCGUGUCGCAGAGCCAGCCGACCCCCCCCUCUUCGCAGCCCCACUCCCAGCCUCCGCUCCACAGUCAGGCCCAGCCUGCCCCUCACAGCCUGCAGGCCCAGCCCCUCCUGCCUCAUCCUGUUCCUUCCCAGCCCUUCUCCCUCCCCACUCAGUCAUCUCAGUCUCAGGUUCCCCUCCAGACCCAGGCGCCGUCUCAUUCUCACUCUGCGCUCCAGGUGCAGGUGACGCAGCCUGUCCUGCCGACCGCAACCUCCCUGCAGCAGGCUCAGCCCCCGCGGGAGCAGCCCCUGCCCCCUGCCCCCAUGGCCAUGCCUCACAUCAAACCUCCCCCUACCACCCCAAUCCCUCAGCUCCCCACUGCUCCGUCCCACAAGCACCCUCCUCAUCUCUCUGGACCUUCUCCAUUCUCAAUGAACUCCAACUUGCCUCCACCACCUGCUUUAAAACCACUGAGCUCCCUCUCCACUCAUCAUCCCCCAUCUGCACACCCUCCUCCUUUGCAGCUGAUGCCUCAGAGCCAACCGCUGCAGUCUUCACAAGCCCAGCCUCCUGUACUGACGCAGAGUCAGAGCCUUCCCCCACCUGCUAAUCACCCCCCAUCUGGGCUCCAUCAGGUAUCCUCCCAGCCCCCCUUUUCUCAGCAUCCGUUUGUCCCCGGAGGCCCACCUUCCAUCACCCCUCCUUCUUGCCCCUCCACUUCCACGCCACCCACCGUGCCUGGCAUUCCGCUUCAGACUCCCAUCUCCACAUCAGCAGCUUCUAGUGGAAACGUGCCAGUGGUGACAGCGUGCACGCUACCACCUAUCCAAAUCAAAGAAGAAGUCCCAGAUGAAGCUGAGGAACCAGAAAGCCCUCCCCCUCCCCCCAGAAGUCCAUCGCCAGAACCCACCGUGGUGGAUACGCCGAGUCACGCCAGUCAGUCAGCCAGGUUCUAUAAGCACCUGGACCGUGGCUACAAUUCAUGCUCAAGAGCAGACUUGUACUUUAUGCCUCUGGCAGGAUCAAAACUGGCCAAGAAGAGAGAAGAGGCCAUUGAAAAGGCCAAAAGGGAAGCGGAGCAGAAAGCCAGAGAAGAGAGGGAAAGAGAAAAAGAAAAAGAGAAGGAAAGAGAGAGGGAGAGGGAGCGUGAAAGAGAAGCAGAAAGAGCUGCGCAGAAGGUAUCCAGCUCCUCCCAUGAAGGCCGUCUUGGAGAGUCGCAGCUCAGCGGGCCAGCACACAUGAGACCUUCAUUUGAACCUCCCCCGACGACCAUCGCUGCUGUACCACCGUACAUCGGUCCAGAUACACCUGCUUUACGAACACUGAGUGAAUAUGCCCGUCCUCAUGUCAUGUCACCAACAAACCGUAAUCAUCCCUUCUUUGUCCCCCUGAACCCCACUGAUCCACUUCUGGCCUACCACAUGCCCGGCCUCUACAAUGUGGAUCCCACCAUUCGGGAACGAGAGCUGCGAGAGCGGGAAAUCCGGGAGCGAGAAAUCCGGGAAAGGGAGUUGAGAGAGAGGAUGAAACCUGGCUUUGAGGUGAAGCCCCCAGAGCUAGAUGCCCUGCACCCAGCUACUAACCCCAUGGAGCAUUUUGCCAGGCAUGGCGCACUGACUAUUCCCCCAACAGCAGGACCUCACCCAUUUGCUUCCUUCCAUCCGGGUUUGAACCCCCUCGAAAGAGAGAGACUUGCACUGGCAGGCCCGCAGUUACGGCCUGAAAUGAGCUACCCCGACAGACUGGCAGCAGAGAGAAUCCACGCGGAGCGGAUGGCAUCGCUGACAAACGACCCCUUGGCACGGCUCCAGAUGUUCAACGUUACGCCUCACCAUCACCAACAUUCACACAUACACUCGCAUUUACACCUACAUCAGCAGGAUCCCUUACACCAAGGUUCAGCAGGACCUGUUCAUCCGCUGGUGGAUCCUUUAGCCGCAGGACCCCAUUUGGCACGUUUUCCCUACCCACCUGGGACCAUCCCCAACCCAUUGCUAGGGCAGCCACCUCAUGAGCAUGAAAUGCUCCGACAUCCAGUCUUUGGUACUCCUUAUCCACGAGAUCUGCCUGGUGCCAUUCCACCUCCAAUGUCAGCAGCCCACCAGCUGCAGGCCAUGCAUGCCCAGUCCGCAGAGCUGCAGAGACUGGCAAUGGAGCAGCAGUGGUUGCAUGGGCAUCCUCACAUGCAUGGUGGUCAUCUACCAAGUCAGGAAGAUUAUUACAGUCGACUGAAGAAAGAAGGCGACAAACAGUUGUAAUAAAUUAUUUAUUUGUAAUGCUGGCUAUGGAAACCCCAGUCCUUGGGAAGGAGUGGAACAUUUUUACAUACAAUAAGAGCUACAAAAGGAAAAGAAUAUCUUAUAAAGAUUUCUUUAUAUAUUUAAAACAGAAACAACCACCCAACAAGUAGAGACUUAUCAGCAUAGUGUUCAUUUGUAGAGAAGAUUUCUCAAGACUGGUGUGGGUCUCCCUGCAUGACAACGUAUUCAGAAGCCUAUUGAAAAUACAGGACUGUGUGGAAUAUUCAGAGAACUUCCUGCAAUCUUGUUUUUUUUUUUUUUUUUCUUACUAGUUUGUUUUGAGUAGGUGCUAGAAUCAGGUUCACAACACAAGUCACUGUGCGUGAAGAGACACUCAAUGCAUCUAUAGCUAUUUUAAAAAAAAACAAGGAUUGCAAGUAGGUGACAUAACAAGCUCUGAAUCCAAGUGCUAUAAUAAUAAAAAUCUACUUUUAUUUUAAUACAUUGUAGGAAAUCUUCAUAAUUUUAAAGAGAGCUCAGUUCUGCAGCAUGGCUUUUUAAGUCUGUAAAUAACUUUUUUUGGGUAGAGGGGAGAAACAAAACAAAACAAAACUCCAGAAACAUUUAUCUUGAUUUUCAGUAACAUCACAAAUUGUGAAUUCCUACCUGGUAUUGACAGAAUACAGAGUUGAUUUUUUAAUAAAAUAUAUAUAUAUAAUUAUCCCUUUAAUUAAAGGGAAUGAUGGGUAUCAAUAAUUUCAAAUGGGUAAAAGCUUGACAUUUGGUUUGAUAUCAACAAUAAGCAUUAAAGGGAGUUGCAGGGAUAAUGUUGCAAAUGACUGUUUCUGUUCUUGGUUUUUUUGGUUGGUUUGGUUGUUUGGGGUUUUUUGUUCGUGUUACAUCUCUCUGUUUUGCAGAUGAUUUCUGUUGAGUUGGGUUUCUCAGCAGUACAGAUGUCCCUUGGAACUAGCUUACCCUUCUGAUUCCUACUUCAAGGGUUAAUUUUCAGUGUGGCCAUAAUACGCUUCUUUCCUGUUACCUUUUGAAACUUUAAACUACGUUGGUUUUAGACUUUAGGCAAAAGUUCAAAGAAAUAAUCUGUUCUAAAAUCUCUUUUUAAAAAUGUUCCGUGGCUCAAAACUAGUACAGCCAGAAUUUUGUAUGCAUGUGCAUAUUUUUGGAGAAUGUGCCCUUUCUGGCCUCUUAUGUUUGAUAUGUUCUUAAGAAAAGUUGACUAGGCAACUCAGUUAGUGUUCUUAAAGUUGUUUUGCAAAGACCAGACUAUAUUUCUCUUCGACUGUUUUAGUUUUGGUUUUUUGUAGGCAAAAAAUUUUUUAACUGCCACCAGUGUUCUGUAUCUCAGGAACUUACUGCUUUGGGAUUAACCAGAUACGUGGAUAGUGACAUUUUACUGACUCCCAACACAACAGGUCCAUGCGGAGGAACUCCUCUUGGCUAAUUCCCAUGUGGAUGGUAAAAGGAGAGGAAUACACAGAAGGCCAGUGAGCAUUAUUUCGAAGACACCUCUGCUUACUCUUUAGGCAGAUUUCCCCCACACACACACACACACUCUUUUGCCAUGGAUUUUCUUUGCCAGAGCAGAGGGUGAUGCGACCAAUGGACAUCUGAAUCUGCUGGCCGUUUUUUCUGCUGGUGCAUAACUUCCCCCCAUUCUCUCUCUGAAGUUAUGAGUGCUCUCUCUCUGCUGUUGUAGACUGUUCGGUGUGAUGGUUGUGUCAUAGGACUGUACUGAGCCAUGUUUGAUAAACUUGUAGUUAAUCAUACAUUCUGAUGGAAGGCAUGGCACGCACGGUGCUUUAUCCACCUCCUGAAGCUCAAACCAGUGUCAGUGCCCAAAGAUUACUGUCAGACAGUUAAUAACAUCAGUUUACUAAUUAAAAUGUGCAUUGGGGCAUUCUAAGUCUGCUUAAGGCAAAAGUCUAUAGGAGAGAGAGGAGGACUAUUGCAGCUGAUGUUGAUCUUCCUUUUUUUUAUUUUCUGUCCUCCAUUCCAGAUUUCUCAGUGCUAAAGAACUGCAGUAGCCUUUAAUCAGUUCCAUCUGCUCUGUUUGAACUCUCUGGGAAGGUAUUAGGAGGAACAGCUAGUGUUUGAGAUGUGGAAACCACGAGGUCAAUCUAGAAUCGAGGAUGGUAAAGUCAGCUCCAGUCAGUGCCUUCGGUCGCUGUCUGCUGCGAUCAGGUGAAAUGGUUUUCUUCCGAGUAACAUUUUUUUACUUUUGUGAACUUUGGAAUAGCUGGUAAGAUCGGUCUGCUCAGCAGAGAGAGUGCCUCAGUUUAUUUUAAAGGUCUAAUUAGGCACACUGCAGUUAAACCUCCUCUCCUUGUUUUUACCAUGUGGAAUUUGGGAGUUCGGGGGAGUUCAGUCACUUCAGCCAUUUCUUGUGAUCCUUCUCUUUUGCUGUUAUUUUUAGCUAUAGUUGUUCUUAAGGAAACAAACAAAAAAAAAAAACAGCUAAUUGCCUCCCAUGGUCCCCUCUCUCUUGUUGCUUGUUUUUUUUUUUUCUUUCAGCUGAAGUUUGCAGUCUGUUUAAAAGCUAUUAAUUGAUUUUUUUUUUUCUUUUUUUCCCAGAAAAGUAGUUCUGAUACUUUCUGGGAGGUUUUUUUGUUCACAUCAUUCAGCAAAUAAGCACUGAAAUUCUUCCAUUUUAGACCAAUGAUUAACUACAACUUUACAUGCAGUGGUUUUUGAAGCCAUCUUGGUGUUCGAUACCCUGUUAAAACAACCCAGAACUUUUGGUUUUCUUUAAGAAAUCUCUCUUACUUUUCCUCUGUUUUGAAAGUUUAUUUUUUAAUUUUGCUUUAGUGUUUUUGAAACGUCUCUCUUGUUCUAUGUCGUCAUGGUUGAGCUUGUUUCACUGCACCGUUAAAGCAGAGUGUACAUUCUGACUGCUACAUUUAUAUAUAUCUUGAAGCUUAAUGUAUAUAUGAGUAGUUUGCCAUGGGAUAACACAGUGUAAACAGAGUAGAAACCCAGAAAUCGUGACUUCUGUGUUCUCUCCAUUUGAGUAUUUUGUAAUUUUUUUGAAAUAUUUGUGGACAUAAAUAAAACCAAGCUACACUA
Molecule: messenger RNA, 8126 nt
Organism: Athene cunicularia (burrowing owl)
Lineage: Eukaryota; Metazoa; Chordata; Aves; Strigiformes; Strigidae
Gene: RERE
Product: arginine-glutamic acid dipeptide repeats
Exons: 23
Coding region: 480-5063 (1527 amino acids)
Biological process (GO): regulation of DNA-templated transcription
Cellular component (GO): nucleus
Molecular function (GO): sequence-specific DNA binding; chromatin binding; transcription corepressor activity
Source: RefSeq, a predicted model, not a curated record